Pyrus x bretschneideri (Chinese white pear) is the source of this 1520-nucleotide messenger RNA. RefSeq names its product SH3 domain-containing protein 3-like. Lineage: Eukaryota; Viridiplantae; Streptophyta; Magnoliopsida; Rosales; Rosaceae. Gene Ontology annotation, molecular function: protein binding. The record is from RefSeq and is a predicted model, not a curated record. The coding region runs from base 221 to 1267 and encodes 348 amino acids. The transcript is spliced from 10 exons.
AAACGGAGCAGCUCUUUCCAGCGCUGUAUGGCUCCCAACCCAACCCAGUAUAUUCAAAAGACUAGUUCGAUUUCAGAGUUUGAGAUCCAUCAACCUUCAAAUCCAAAAUCCCACUCACUUCAACAACAAUCCUUUGUCGUUUUGAGCUCGAUCUCAAUUCUCGGCUCUUCAAGGAAACAGAGGCCGAAGGAGAAGAAGAAGAAGAAGAAGAAGAAGAAGAAUGGAUGCUAUAAGAAAGCAAGCUAGUAAGCUCCGAGAGCAGGUCGCCAAGCAGCAGCAGGCUGUGAUAAAGCAGUUCGGUGGGACUGGUUAUGAAAGCUCAGAUGUAAUGGUAAUAGAUGAGGUUGAGAUGCAGAGACAUCAGCAGCUAGAGAAACUGUACAGGUCCACUCGCGCUGGAAAGGAUUUUCAGAAGGAAGUUGUUAAAGCAGCAGAAGCGUUCACAGCCAUAGGGUAUAAGCAUAUUGAAGCAGGAACCAAGUUGUCCGAGGAUUGUAGCAGAUAUGGUGCAGAAAACACCAGUGACAAGAUUUUAGCUAAGGGUGCAUCUAUAUAUGGUGAUGCUCGUAAGCAUGUGGAAAAGGAACAAGAAGAUUUGAAUAAGCUGUUAUCUUCACAGAUUUUAGAUCCGUUAAGAGCAAUGAUAGCUGGUGCUCCUUUGGAAGAUGCUCGUCAUCUUGCUCAACGUUAUAGUCGAAUGAGACAGGAAGCAGAGACACAGGCGGUAGAAGUGUCCAGAAGACAAGCACGAGUAAGAGAACUUCCAAAUCCUGAUAAUGUUGCAAAGCUGCAGGCAGCGGAAGCAAAGAUGAAAGAAUUGAAAGCAAACAUGGCGGUUCUGGGUAUAGAAGCUUCAGCUGCAUUGGCUGCUGUGGAAGCACAGCAGCAAAGACUAACUUUCCAGAGGCUUGUUGCACUGGUUGAAGGAGAAAAGAAUUAUCAUCUGAGAGUGGCUGCCGUACUCGGUGAGGUUGAAGCAGAGUUGGUCUCAGAGAAGCAACGGAAAGAGUCUGCUCCUCCUGUGAUUCCACAAGAGAACGGCUCAGAGAAAACAAUGUACUUCUUGGCCGAAGCAACACAUUCUUUCAGUGCUGCAUCAGAGAAGGAACUAAGCUUGUCAGUCGGUGACUAUGUUGUUGUGCGAAAGGUGAGUCCAUCAGGAUGGUCAGAAGGAGAGUGCAAAGGAAAAGGAGGAUGGUUUCCGACAGCCUACGUGGAGAAACGCCAGCGGAUUCCAUCCAGCGAUCUCGGGGGUGAAGAUUACUGAGCCCUCCCCAACAUCUGGUAGUUAGUUUCCUCUUUACGGCUCUCAUCAUGUGCAAAAUAACAAAAGAUUGUCUGGUCAUGAUGUUUGGUUUUCUCGUGCGCUCGUUUGGCGUUGUCCCAUGAUGUAGUCGGGACAUGCGUGUGCACAUUGUUUCUUACAAAAUUUCCAGACAAUGCAUUUUCGUGAAUGCUACAUAAAUAUGUAAUUUGAUGAUUCGCGUUGUUUAUAAAAAAAGGGUCAUCAGUUUAACAAA